CUGUGGAGAUCGCGAAAUUGAGUCUCUGUUACUUGAGCCGGUCCUGUCCCCAGACAUUUCACCGUUUUUCUUUAUUAAGAAUUUAUUAUAAAAAUAUCGGAGCAACGAUAGUAACAAUACUAUUUAAGCACUGUCAACUUCAGUUUCAUAAACACACAAAGAAACUAUUACAAUAUUUUCAUUGUUUUCAAGGUCGAAUCAUCUGAACUUACUGACACUCGAGUAAUCAGUGGACCUAGCAUUAACUAAUGUUAACCUUUCAUCACUGUGAAACGAGCUAUGCUAAUAUUUACGAACUAAUUCACCACGGUGUCUUGAAUGUUACUUUUCAAAAUUAUUUAUUUUCACAUAAUUGCUUUUUCAUUUCUCUUUAAUUAUCUUUUCUGUAUUGGAAGACAAAUUGAAUUUCGAGUGACAUAGGCGAGUGCAAAAGAGAGACAGUGAUUGCUCAGAAAGGUACUUAUAUGUACCAGGAAAACUUUGACAGUUCGUGGUUACGGACGGUUUACGUUUCAAUUUACAUACAAAUUUGAAAAAAAGACGGGUAUGGAAAACACCUCGAAUAAGGAAGAACAGAACAAUCAGGAUGAUUCAGAUUCAGAAAUAGACGAGGUAGAGCCCAGGCUCAAGUACGUCAGAAUGCGAAACGAUUUAGAACACAUAUUGCAGAAUGAUGCGGCUAGUUGUAUCGCUGUACAUCCUAAGUUUCUGUGCCUGGGCUCUCAUUGGGGUAUGAUCCAUCUUCUAGACCACCAAGGCAACAAUAUUCAGUCGAAGAGUCUACAGGCCCAUACUGUUGCCGUUAACCAGAUUUCUAUAGAUCAUAAUGGAGAUUUUAUUGCAUCCUGUAGCGACGAUGGAAAAGUAUUCAUAUACGGUCUUUAUAGCACAGAAAAUAAUCAUAACAUGAGUAUGGGUAGAUUGGUAAAAAGUAUUGCCAUAGAUCCGAAUUAUUCUAAAAGCAGUGGUGGAAGAAGGUUUAUUACAGGUGAUGAUAAAUUAGUCUUGUAUGAAAAGACAUUUUUAUCCAGAAUGAAACUUAGUGUAUUAUGUGAAGUAGAAGGUGGAGUAAAGUCAAUCGCAUGGAUUGGACAUUUUGUAGCUUGGGCAUCGGAUAAAGGUGUUAGGAUUUAUGAUUUAAAUGCGAGGUGUUCGUUAGUUCUUAUUAAAUGGACUAGAUCUGCAGAUGCAUUACCGGAACACUAUAGAUGUAAUUUGAGGUGGUCAGAUGAUAGAACAUUAUUAAUUGGUUGGGUUGAUAUAGUAAGGAUUUGUCAGAUCAGAAAAAGAUCGAUACAGGAAAUGGUUAAUAGGAGUUUACCAGAAUAUGUAGUAGAUCCAGUUUCUACAUUCCAAGUAGAUUUUUACAUUUCUGGCAUUGCACCAUUAGAAAAUCAGCUAGUAUUAUUAGGAUGUGUAAAGGAAUUAGAUGAAAAUGGAAAGAGUCAAAGGCCAACGUUACAUGUCAUUGAACCAAAGUAUCAGGACUUCUCUGUUGUCUGUGCUAAUUCUCUUACACUUCGUGGUUAUAAAGAGUACAGCUGUAAUGAUUAUCAUUUAGAUUGUUUACAAGAAGAAAAUAGGUUUUUUAUUGUGAGUCCAAAAGACAUUGUUGUAGCUAGUUUAUAUGAUGCGGAUGACAGAAUUGAAUGGUUAUUAAGUCAUGGGAAAUUUGAGGAAGCAUUAGAAGCAGUGACAAUAAGUAAUGGCAAGGAUUGUAACAAAUAUACCUUAGUUAAUGUUGGUCGCGUAUAUUUAGACCAUCUAUUAGCUUGUGGGAAGUAUGAUGAAGCAGGGAAAUUAUGUUUAAAAGUUUUAGGAAAGGAUAAAACAUUAUGGGAGGAAGAAGUAUAUAAAUUUGCAAGGGUUCACCAACUAAGAUCUAUUUCUUCUUAUCUUCCAAGAGGCGAUGUCACAUUAGAUCCGUUGAUUUAUGAAAUGGUUCUAUAUGAAUAUUUAAAAAUGGAUCCUGAUGGAUUUCUUCAACUAGUCAAAGAAUGGUCCCCUACAUUAUAUAAAGUUGCAGCUGUCGUUAACGGUGUUUUAGAGCAUCUUAUAGUUCAAAAUCAACGACAAAAUGUACUGUUAGAGGCCCUAGCUAUUUUAUACAUUCAUGACAAGAAAUACGAUAAGGCUUUGGCUAUGUAUUUGAAGCUAAGGCAUAAAGAUGUAUUUCACCUUAUUAAAAAGUACAACUUAUAUUAUACUGUCUAUGACAUGAUAGAAGGUUUGAUGGACCUGGAUGUAGAACGAGCUAUACAAUUUUUUUUAGAGAAAGACAGAGUGCCAUCAGAUAUUGUUGUACAGAAACUGCAACAUAAUCAUCGAUAUUUAUACUUGUAUUUAGAUGCGUUAGAUAAGAAGGAUACAAAAGGUAUGAGGGGCAAGUACCAUGGAUUGCUAGUUCGACUCUAUGCAGAUUAUUCUCGAGAUAAAUUAUUACCACUUUUACGACGGUCUGACAAUUACCCGAUACAACAAGCAUUGGAUAUUUGUAGUCAGCGGAAAUUCUAUCCAGAAAUGGUAUAUUUACUUGGUAGAAUUGGAAACACUUCUGAAGCUUUAGCACUCAUGACACGAGAAUUAAACGACAUGGAAAGCGCAAUUGCUUUUUGCCAAGAACACGAUGAUGAGGAAUUGUGGAACGACUUGAUUAAUUAUUCUUUGGAUAAACCUAAGGCCAUUACAUUUCUUCUACAGAAGAUAGGAACUUAUGUAGAUCCUAGAUUAAUGAUACAGAAAAUAGAUCCAAAUUUAGAAAUUCCUGGUUUAAAAAAAGCUUUAGUCAAAAUGAUGUGUGAUUACAAUCUUCAAGUUUCUGUGCAAGAAGGUUGUAAAAAGACAUUAUCUACUGAUUAUUUUAAUUUACACGAAAGGCUGGUUAGAUGUCAUCAGAAAGGGAUAUUUAUUGACGAUGAUCAAAUGUGUGGAGCAUGCCACAGGAAAAUAAUUGUAAGAGAACCAAGGAACUUAGUUGUAUUUUAUUGCAAACAUUUAUUUCAUGAAGAUUGCUUACCAAAUUUCGAAGUAGUGGAGAAUUGUGUCAUAUGUAACUCACAUAAGGAUAUGUCACCUGGUAGAAAAUGAUACAGGCAGUGGAACUUCGACGUAACUGAGCUGGUAACUUUUGUCCCACCGAAGUGACCAUCGACGGACAUCGAAGAUUGCACAUAUACUAAAAAUUCAUGAGUCUGAGGCCCUAUAGACUCAACCAGAAUGCAAUAACCACCUACUGGUUUUAUGUCCUUUGCAAAUUCAUUUUUUGAACAAACCAUUAACGUCUCUCGAAAGCAUAAAGCUGUUCGUUUCCCGUGGUCUGAAGUACAAAAGAAAGGAAGAAAGGAAAUAUUUAAAGAUACAGAAACGCGAUAUCUACUUUGAUAUUGUUCAUCACAACACUCGCAGAAAAUAGACACACUACAUUCCAUAUACAUCUGGUUUCGCCAACGACGAAUAAAUUUGCCAAUGUGUACAUUAUAUAUAUUUUUCUAUGUCGAUUUUUUAUUGCGCACCGUUUCCGUGGAUGUUCGCAUAUUUUUAUUUUUCGCGUAUCUUUAUUCGUUGUUGGGGAAAUUUUUAUUGAAACAAAAUGUCUGAAUGGGGUGUUAAACCGACAUGUUUUUAUUCGAGAACUUCUUAAAGAUUUUUAUUAUCGGUGUAUGAUCGUUGCGUUUUGAAGCGAUUGGUCGUAAGCCCUUAAUUCGCUGUACAUACUUAUGUAUAAAUUCAUGCUUCAAAAUGAAAUUAUUCUGUAGUAUAAAAUGCAGCAGAGAAAAGUAAGCGAUCUGCGAAAUCAUUACUUUGUACAGUAAGGUGCCAUUAUUGUAUAAAAUAAUUAUAGCUCAGUAAUACUUAAGAAAUUCGAUUAGUACUUACAUGGAUCACGUGUAUGUAUUAUCAUUGAUACAUUUAGAAUACUCGAGUUAGGUCUUCGUGUAAAUACGAUUUUCGAAUCGCAAUGCAGAAAAACAAUAAUAUAUAUAUAUAUAUGUAAUUAAUAUAUAAAUUUUUCACGCCGCUUUUGAAAUUGUACGUCGGAUAAUUAUUGAAGCUUUUUCGCGGUGAUUUUUAUAAUUAAAGCUCGUUUGAUCUAGAUAAAUGGAAUUUAAUUUGUUUCUUACGAUUAGAACAGACUUUUAUUUACCAAUUAGAAAUUCAGGAAUCCAUUUCUGAAUAUCAAACAGUUUGCAGGGAAUUUCUUUCCUGUCACGCCACAUUCCAGAUCUUCUUGCAAAUCAAACGUUUUAAAGAAACAAAUCAACAAACAGAAGUUAGUUAGUACAAUUCGCUUUGAAAAAAUGCGCUUGUAUGACUGAAGCGAGAA
Messenger RNA from Nomia melanderi (Alkali bee), 4324 nucleotides. It is a transcript of the gene lt, whose product is annotated as vacuolar protein sorting-associated protein light. Gene Ontology annotation, cellular component: HOPS complex; late endosome. Lineage: Eukaryota; Metazoa; Arthropoda; Insecta; Hymenoptera; Halictidae. The record is from RefSeq and is a predicted model, not a curated record. Gene Ontology annotation, biological process: endosomal vesicle fusion; macroautophagy; cellular response to starvation. Gene Ontology annotation, molecular function: protein binding.